Messenger RNA from Macrosiphum euphorbiae (potato aphid), 567 nucleotides. NCBI's taxonomy places the organism in Eukaryota, Metazoa, Arthropoda, Insecta, Hemiptera, Aphididae. The record is from the annotation of a GenBank genome assembly.
AUGAAACGAGGUAGAAAAACAAGAAUUUCGACAGAGAAUAUAAGUCGAGAGCUCAUUUCCUAUAAAGAGCAAAUUAUACAAAAUAACAUUCUGAUAAAAAGUAGUAAUAUUAUAUGGGAACAUUUGAUCACCAAAUAUAAUUGGAAUAUUACGCCAAAAGCUUUGUGGACACGGAUUUUCAAAUACUCUCCAGAUUAUGAUAAGUUUUUUGAAUCCGGAUCAAAACAGCAUAAAAUGUUUUUUAUACCUAUUGAGCAAGAUAAUAUUAUUUCUGAUGAACAACUAUUUAACAGUGAGCAUGAUGAAUGUAAUGAUGAAAAUACAAUAAGAAUUUUAACUAUUUAUGUAUCAGCUAAAUUGUGGAAUGAAAUUCAAAGAGAUGAUGGAUUAAAAAAUAAACUAAAACCUGGUGUAUGGACUAACGUUAUUUCAGAUAUAAUUUACGAUACUCAUUCCAUUAACUGUGCUUGGUCUUUUAAGUCACAUGAAGUUACUACUUCUGAAUCGUCUGAAAUUUUUUUGUUUUUUCUGCUACUUGUACGGAUAGUGAAUGUGGAGUUAGAAUGA